AUGUCUAGAAACCCAGUUAAAAGCCAAAUCGAGUCCACAACGCCGGCUUACCCGCCGCCGCUGCAACCUGGGCAGACCAUCCAAGAGGUAGCAGGGGCGUAUUUAGAGACAUUUAGGGGGAAAUUACCUUCCAAUUAUUUCUGGGACUGGCAGCCGUUUUUCGAGGCGCUGGUCGAAGGGAACAUCUCCGUUCAUGGUGUUAGCAUUGUAUUCCCGCCCGACGAAAAUGAUGAAAUGGGCUUUCCAGAUGAUGGCCGGGGGCGCGACGGCCAUAUAACUGUUAGGGGAAAGGUACCGAAGCCGCCUGGUAGCGGGUCGUGGAAUUACACGUGGUAUAUUCCCGAAUGGUCUCACCCUGAUUUUGACCCGAGUUUCACGGUGUCAUACUCGAGAGGAUUCCGCCAGCUAGGCUCUAGGGAUCCGAUUGUUAGACUUUACCCGGCGUUGCGGCCCCAGGACCAACUUCAGAGGCCGACAGAGUGGGCGAAACGCUUCGGUAUCUAUCCGGGAGAACUCGGGGGUCGAAGUCGUCUUAGUCCGACGUUAUCUGCGACUCGAGAUCCGUGGGAGGACUACGCGAAUCAGGUCAACUUGCUCCCAGAAGAAGCAAGAAGAAAACUCGCUCAAGAGACGAAAGAUGCGGCGCUGAAGGCAGGGAAACCCCUUCCUCCUGAAGGCUAUAUCGACAAGGAUGCGUUAGAUAAUUUGUUGAAUUCCGAGAAGAGGUUGACGGGAAAGCAACUACGGGUAAAGGUUGCGGCAUACCUAACUGACGAACAUGUUCCUCUUAACCUGCAAGUCGAACCUCCUACUACCUUGGAAGAGUUCAUAGACGACCUUCGGGAAAACCAUCCGCAUAUCUUAGAUGCCCAUAAGACGUAUUUCCAGAAGGCUUUAGAUGAUCAAGAUUAUCAGCGGGUCAUGUUCCAUGAUAUGACGUCCGACGAGAUGGUAUAUAACAAUAUUUAUACACAGUCUAACGAUCCGAUUUGCGAUCUUGAAGGUCCGAUUCAUCCUGUUCUCACAAGAGACAGGUGGAGAGAUUCCUCAUCAAAAGGGGCUGAAAGAUUCGACCCUCGAUAUUUAUAUAACCUAAAUGGUGUAAGAGAGGAAUGGGAUAUGAAAACGAACGAUACUCUAUGGGCUGCGAUACAACCAGCGCUAUUGCUUGUAUCAAAAAUGCUUUUAAGCGGCCAUCCCGGCAUACGAGAUUUGAUGGACCUAAGGACGCGAUACAAGAUUCCGGACGACCUAGUUGCAGAGCGAGAAAAUCCCAGGACGCCUCAUGUCGUUGGAUACAGGUCUAUGGAGAAGACGGUUUUGAAUCUCGAAAAUUCAUGGCCGGAGAUGAUUCAGCUAGAUCGAUUGGGAUACGAUUUUAUCGAAAAUGUGUGGAGGGUUCUCUUCUAUUGCCUUCGCUUCGAUAUCAGUUGCGCUUGGUUUGAGCCCAAUGAGUCGGAAGCAAGAUCUGCUGUUGAUGGCGUCAAUGAGGCCAGGACCUUGAUAUAUGGUGUAACUCAGCCGAGUGGUCACGGCAAGGAUAGUAUUAUCACUAUUUGGCUGGCGGCUGAGUUGAUAUGGCCGUUGCUGGUGCCUCAAUAUAGCCAAAGCGAGAAGUUGACGGCGUCUUUCCUACUUGCCUCGACGUUAUUACAUGAGUUCGGUGUAAGAUAA
Molecule: messenger RNA, 1674 nt
Organism: Daldinia childiae
Lineage: Eukaryota; Fungi; Ascomycota; Sordariomycetes; Xylariales; Hypoxylaceae
Exons: 3
Coding region: 1-1674 (557 amino acids)
Source: RefSeq, a predicted model, not a curated record